AUGGGUUCAAAAAAAAAAAGAAGAAAUAAGCAACAGCAAAGAGUUAAAAGUCCGCCUACCUUGUUCAAUUCUGAAGGCAAUAGCAAUAAUAUUUGUAAUGAAAAGUCUGAACCAUUAGAAGAAAUUCAUAAAACUGGCUUUAAAAUCCUUCCCAUUGAAAUUGAAUCAAAUUCUAAUCAAGAUAAUUUAUCCGCAAAUUCUUUAUCAAUUAAACGUAAUCCACUUGUUUCAAUUCAUUAUUGCUAUUUUAAAGGUCACGAUUCACGAAUAAAUAUACAGGAUAAUUCGACAAUUCUCCCAGCGGAAAGAACACUUUUCAUUACAAAUUUACCAGUAGACACAACAGAACAUCAUAUUAAGCACAUAUUUGAAGAAUGUGGCAUAAUUGACCGAAUUUCAUUUCAUGGAGUAUUAAAGGAUAAUGAAUUUUCAGCGAGUGUGAUCAAUGCUGAUAACGAUGAUGAAUCAAUUAUAAGGGAGAAUAAAACGCAAGGAAAAAAAUCUAAGAAAAAGCAAAAACAUAAAUUUAAUGAAACAGUUGAAAAUUCA
Messenger RNA from Racocetra fulgida, 549 nucleotides. Lineage: Eukaryota; Fungi; Glomeromycota; Glomeromycetes; Diversisporales; Gigasporaceae. The record is from the annotation of a GenBank genome assembly.